Molecule: messenger RNA, 4738 nt
Organism: Poeciliopsis prolifica (blackstripe livebearer)
Lineage: Eukaryota; Metazoa; Chordata; Actinopteri; Cyprinodontiformes; Poeciliidae
Product: clathrin interactor 1-like
Exons: 12
Coding region: 287-2248 (653 amino acids)
Biological process (GO): endocytosis
Cellular component (GO): clathrin vesicle coat; plasma membrane; endosome
Molecular function (GO): clathrin binding; phospholipid binding
Source: RefSeq, a predicted model, not a curated record
ACCCUAAUAUAAAGCCAGAGGGACUAUUGAUCCCGAAUAAAUUGCAUCUUCAGUCUGGGAACGGAGCGUACCUCUUGACGCUGCAGUGACGUAGUCAGAGGCCGUUUCCGUAGCAACUGUGGCUGGUCCGUUACCCGCAGCGGUCGCUGUUCAGAUCGGAGCCGAUCGGUGAGCGGAGAGGAGCGUUUUUCUCGUCAGUUACCGGGAUUCCUCCUCUGGGUUGCGGGGUGUCGAGACACGGGGGCGGCGCAGUAUCGAGGUGGGGAGCCCGCAGGUCCGUGCGGAGAUGCUGAACAUGUGGAAAGUCAGGGAGCUGGUGGACAAAGCCACUAAUGUGGUGAUGAACUACUCAGAGAUCGAGUCUAAGGUUAGAGAAGCUACCAACGACGACCCCUGGGGGCCCUCUGGACAACUAAUGGGAGAGAUAGCCAAAGCUACGUUUAUGUAUGAGCAGUUCCCAGAGGUGAUGAACAUGCUGUGGACCAGGAUGCUGAAGGAUAAUAAGAAAAACUGGAGAAGAGUGUACAAGGCCUUACUCUUGCUUGCCUAUCUGAUCAGGAACGGCUCUGAGAGAGUCGUUACCAGUGCCAGAGAACACAUCUAUGACCUGCGAUCUCUAGAAAACUAUCAUUUUAUAGAUGAGAAUGGGAAGGAUCAAGGUAUAAACGUGCGUCAGAAGGUGAAGGAGAUGGUGGAGUUCAUUCAGGAUGACGACAGACUGAGAGAGGAGAGAAAGAAAGCAAAGAAGAACAAGGAUAAAUAUAUUGGAGUCUCCUCUGACAGUAUGGGCGGUGGAGGUGGCAGCUUUAAGAACUCUAACGAAUUGGAUCGAAAUAAGUGGGAUGAAGACUGGGACAAGAGCAGAGGAGCUUUCCCUUUCAGCGAGAAGCUCGGAGAGAUCAGUGACAAGAUAGGCAGCACCAUUGACGACACACUCAACAAGUUCAGAAAGAAGGAGCGAGACGACUCGCCUGACCGGAUCAGUGACAAUGAGGAGGAGAGAGGAUCCAGAAACGGGAGGCAGGAGACGAUCGAAUUUAAAGACGAGGAGGAAACGGUCACGACGAAGAGCAUCCAGAUCACACAAGCGACAGAAACCACAACCACCACCACAAGGAAACGCAGCGGGGCGGCGAGCAGCAAGACGCUGGACCUGGGGGCUGCAGCGCACUACACCGGAGACAAGAGCCCAGAGGGAAAGUCGUCGGGGAAGCAGACUUCCAGCGGUGGACUGGCCGACCUGCUGGUGAUUGACCCUUCAAACAACGAGAGCACAGCGGCGGCAGGGACUUCAGACCUCAUAGGGGGCUUUGCUGACUUCUCCUCACCUGCAGCCUCUGCCAGCCUCCCCACCUCCACUGCUGCUGCCUCUUCCAAUGGAAACGGGGAAUUCGGGGACUGGAGCUCCUUUUCAGGAAAUCCCCCCGCUCCUUCCAGCUCCUGUCCGUCGCAGCCGGUUACCGACCUGUUUGGCAGCGGACCGUCAGCGCCGCCGCUGCCGGCCUCAAACCCAUCCUCUGUCCCCCCAUCUGCUGAGCUCUUUGACCUGAUGAGCGGAGUCCACCAUCAGCCAACCAAUCCGCACACGACGCUCAGUGCUUCUCAGAGCAUGACCUUCUCUCUUGGAGGGGUGACGCCGGGAGGAUCCGUUGCCAUGCCUACGAUGCCACACUCCCGCUCUCAACAGAAUUUGGUGGGCAUGGUGUCCCAGCAGCCAACGGGAUCGCAGCAAAAGGCUGGAAUUGGAAGCCAGGGGUCAUUAGGGUCAACUUGGUCCGACCCGUCCGUCAAUAUCAGCCUGGACUUCCUGUCAGCCGGACUCAACCACACAAAGACACCACCAACCCUGAACAAUAUAAUCCAACAACAAGGAGUGCCUCCGGUCAGCCUGUUGGCUCAGAGUUUUGGAGGACUAACUCUCAGCUCCCCACCUCAUGUGGCUCCCAUCAGACCACCAGCCAAUCCCAUCAUGGCUGGCAGCGCCAUGGCGAUGGGCAUGCCUGCUUCCCUGGGCGUGGGCAUGCCACCUUCGAUGGCCACCGGCCUGCAGAGUGGAAUUCCUGUGAACCAAGGGAUGAUGGGAAUGAACAUGAGCAUGAAUAUGGGCAUGGCCGCCCCGGUGAUGAUGGGUGGCAUGGCAGGGAUGGGGGUGCCAGGAGUGGGAAUGGGCCUGAGCCACUCCAUCAGCCCCGCCGUGGUCCCACCCAAACAAGAUGCCUUCGCUAACUUUGGCAGCUUUGGGAAAUGAAGGUUUGCUGUCAAGUGUGUGUGUGUUUGUGAAUGAGUGAGUGAGCAUGAAUGUGUGGACCUGCGAGUAAGCAAACUGCAGAAGGACUUUGCUGUACUUGAAGACAAACCUUGCAUGUUUGGGCUUUGGUGAGCUGGCGCCGGUGAUUGUUUGCCAUCGGUUCCCACUGAUUCUCCGCAGCAGAGAGCAGAGGUGGAGAGAACAUGUCGGUACAUAACCAUCAUUACUUCCCUUUACUGGAAAAAUCAUUGUCUUCACGAGUUUUUAUACAACCAUAUCUUAUCCUCCAUCGUUCAGUUUUUUCUGCACAAACAAUUCAGUUUAGCUAAAAUGGCACUGAAGCCUUAAUUUUGCAUUGUACAUGAGAAGGUAAUUUUUUAGAAAUCUGAAUUUUACUAUACAAUUUAAGCCAUUUUACUCCAACUUUGAAAAAGCCCUUUUCAGACAUGAAUCAAAGCGGUCUGCUUCUAUUUGCUCUUAUGUUUCACAGCAAGCAGCUUCAUUCAGACUGAUCUGUUUAUAUGAUCGAGUCAUGUAAAAUUGGCUAUUGGUGUCUGCAGGUCAAAAAAUAAAACAUUUUUUGGUACCUACAUCCAUUUUGUACCUGUAAACAAACCAUUGUUUACCUGUGCACUCCACUUAGAUUUCAUUGUAGUAAAGUAUUUUCAUAAAUUAUAAGAGGUCAUUAAAAUCCUCAAUCAUUGGAAAUAAUUUAAUUAAUUUGGAUAUUAUCUGAAAACUUGGUGUUGGAUCAAUAUUUUUGCUAAAAUAAGAAAAAUUAUGACUUCUGGUUGAACCAAAUUAACUAACUUGGGUCAUAAUGAAUCUCCUGUUGGUACAUAUUGCUUCAUUGGAGUUAUGUGGAAACAUUUCUUUACUGUGGAUCAUAAAUUUAAUUGGAAGUUUUCAAAGUGGAUAACAGGAUGUUUUGUACCUAAAAGGUGGAUAACUCAACAACUACAAAGGUCAGAAAUGGUGAAGGGCUGAAAUGAUCAGCACCUAUAAUUACUACAUUCACUCCUUCACCAAGCUGUAGCUGAAAAUCAUUUCACACUCAUGCACUUGAAUUAUGGAAUAUGUUUAUUUGCAAAUUUAGAAAAGAAUUUACUAAAAUGUGCAAAAUGUAAUGUGACUUUCUGUCUUCUUCACACCACUACUAAGUAUUUUGGUUCUAAACUACAAAAGGUAUGAAUUGGUGAAUUAUAAAGUUAAUUUACAGUUUGCUCUUAACUCAGCCAUAAAAUAUAUCAAGUCCAACAUAAGAUUAUAAUAAAAAAAAAGAAAUAGUCUGAAAGCAGAAACUUUAGCACCAGUCUCUAAGCUGUUUUAAAACCUGUGUGCUGAAGGAAAAAAUAUUUAGAUUCUGCAUCUUAUUGUUGUAAAAAAAUCCACUAAUUAAAAUGCUUUUGAUUAUUAAAACGAUGAUGGAAUCUGAAAGUAGCAGGAGGAUUUUUUUCUGCUUGUGUUUUGCCAGUAAAUUUCUCCUGUUUCUGUCUGGAAGGGGCUUUUGAACUCCCUUGACCGCCAGCAGGGGGCAGAAUGAUUCUACUUUAAAACUAGUAACAUUCAUUGUUCUGGAUGGAGGAUGGAUGGGGAAAUACAAAUUAACAUCUGAACCCAGACAAGCCCAUUUCUUUUUUCUCUUUUGGUUUAGUCUAACAUUUUAAUCAGGUUGUUGCAUUAUAAUAUUUGGAGAGGUAGUACCGAAUGAUUCUUCCAUUUGACUUUCUGAAUGCAUUUACCACAUAAAGGGCCAGUCAGUAUUUUAUUCAGAGUGCUACUGAUUAUUUUCUAUUUAUGCAACUUGUUCACAUGACUUCACAGAUCUCAGUAAACUAUUCAGUGUUACUUUCUGACUCACCGAUAUUCAUAGCAUCUCUUAACUUUUUUUGCAUACAAACCGUUUUUAUGCAUUGAGGUACAGAAAAAUCUUUCUGCCAACUUUGGGUGAAAGAUUUACUCAGAAAAAAAUAAGCUGCAACUUUACUUACACGUUUACAGUGGAUUCUGGGAAUACCUCUAACAUUCUACCUUGAGUUGGAAACAUUUUUCUCCUACACUUCGUUACCCAUUGGUUAGAGAAGACGCUCCUCGACAUUUGAUUCAGAUUAAAUAUGCUGGAGUUCAAUCCCAUUGGUUUGGGGUGACAUUUGUGUGAGAAAUGGAUAACAGGCGUUUGUGAGUUUAUGUAUGGGUCUAAGUUUCUUCUGUUUGAUGUACAAACACAGCUAAGCAGAGCCUCUUGUCAUUUCUGAGGCGCUGCCCUCCAAAUGACCAAAUCUUUAUUUUGUUACUCUCAGAAUUAUAAUUCCAUAGGUUUUAGUUUAAUACUUUAUUAGUUGUAAGGUUAUGAUCAAAUAAAACUGCAUUUGAAGUGAUUUAGUUUACUUAAAUCAUGUUUUUUUUUUUUCAUUUUCCUUCAACACAGAUCUUUUGAUUUGAUUGCUGUAUAUUUUCUGUACUUCAUUGAACAAUAAAUUAAAUUAUAAC